Messenger RNA from Cucurbita maxima (winter squash), 1953 nucleotides. Its product is annotated as protein DOWNY MILDEW RESISTANCE 6-like. Lineage: Eukaryota; Viridiplantae; Streptophyta; Magnoliopsida; Cucurbitales; Cucurbitaceae. The transcript is spliced from 2 exons. Bases 338 to 1408 code for a protein of 356 amino acids. The record is from RefSeq and is a predicted model, not a curated record.
UGGUUCGGGGAGAGGUACAUCUCGGAUGCCAUUUGUAAUAUUCGAGUAAGACGUGGUUUAGAGAUAAAGUGAGGUAGAAGUUGGUGUGAAUAUAACUCCCCUCCUAAACCCGUGAGAGAUAUAUGAAUGAACUAAAAUUACAUCUCCAAAUGAAGAGGUGAGGAAGUGUAAUAUGGAGAUGGAGGUGUUUUAGCAAUCGUUUUGGGUGGUAGGAGGGAGGAGGGAAGUUUGUUGGUGUUCUAUAAAUUUCCAAAUUCCAAACUCCAAAAACUCCCAACCCGCAGCUUAGCGUAGCUUAGCUUAGCUUAGCUUAGGUUGGCAACAGAACAAGUACAUCAUGGCAACAUUCAAAAUGGCCUUCGAUUCUCUUCCUCCUUCCCUCUCUUCUUCUUCUUCUUCUUCUUCUUCUUCUUCUUCCUAUGUUCUCCCCGAUCACAUGAGACCUGAUCUCCAACGCGUAUCCCACACCAUUUCCGUGCCCACCAUUGACUUGGAUCUUCACGACCGAUCCCUUCUUGUCCACCAAGUAUCGGAAGCCUGCCACAGCUUCGGCUUCUUCCAAGUCACCAACCACGGGAUCCCACAACACUUGUGCGACGCCGUCUUGGACACCACCACCCAAUUCUUCCACCUCCCUCCCGAACAAAGAAACCAAUACGUGACCACGGAUCACACUAAGAAAGUUAAAAUCUUCAAUUACUACGCCAAGGACGUGGAGGGGCGGAAGAUCAAUCUGUGGAGCGAAACCUUCACGCUUCCCUGGGAUCCGAUGGGGCAGAAAUUUCUAAAUGACGUACCCCAAAACCCACCUCAGUACAGGGAAGUGUACGGGGAAUACGCCAGGGAAAUGGGAAGGUUAAUGGAAAGGGUUUUGGGGCUCAUGUCGUUGGGGCUGGGGCUUGACGAGGGGGCUCUCAAGAGAAGCAUAGGGGAGAAGCCGGAGCUGUACUCGCAGGCUAAUUACUAUCCGCCCUGCCCACAACCAGAGCUCACCAUGGGCCUCGGCACUCAUACUGAUAUUGUGGCCAUUGCUGUGCUGUUGCAGACCCAAGAGGCCGCUGGCCUUCAGAUCAUGAAAGAUCACCAAUGGGUCUCUCUCCUUCCUCAUCCAAAUUCAUUGGUCGUUAACGUGGCCGAUCAAAUUCAGGUAUUGAGCAAUGGAAGGUAUAAAAGCGUGAUCCACAGGGCUGUAACCAACCGCGCGAGGGGAAGAUUAUCGCUAGUAAUGUUCUAUGCACCCAACGACGAGACGGUGAUGAAGCCCAUUGAGGAGCUGACCGACGAACACCACCCGCCCCUCUACAAAAGCUUCACUUACAAACAAUUCAUGCACGAAUUCCGCGCACAAGAAGGAACAAUAAGAAGAGUCAAGGAGAGUUUCCAGCUCACCAACUCUCUCGACACCUAAAUCCUUGCUUGUUUCUUUAACCAAAUGGGCCCUCGGCCCAACCGAUGCUGUUCUGGACCAAAACACCAUUUCCCUCGCUUUUGUUGUUGAAUGAAAGAAGUAAACACGAUGCCACAUCAGAGAAAUGGCUGGUUAAUUGGCACGUGUGUUUUUUUCCCCCCAAAAUGCCAACAGCGAUGCCACGUCGUUGGAUGACUCAUCCCACUUCGGCUUUCAAUUUGGAUUUGUAAAGCUGUAUAUUUAUUUAAUUAAUUAUGCACAGUUAGUUGGGAACUAGAAGUGGGGGCAGAGAAAAGGAAAAUGAAUCUGAGGCCGAUAGGAGGGUGGGGGUUACAAAGUGAAGCGCCCAAUUAUAUUCCACAUUUUAUAAGAAAAAGAAAAUAAAUGGUGGUGCAGAGAUAUAUAAAUUGGGACUUAUAACAAUUAUAAAUGUGCAUUGAAUAAAAUAAAUGGAGGAAAGCAUGCAUGGGGAUGGACCAAUGGUAGAAUGCCACGUCCAAUACUGUUUACUACCAUUUACAAUGCCCUAAAUAUCUUUGUACGUU